Messenger RNA from Adineta ricciae, 264 nucleotides. The record is from the annotation of a GenBank genome assembly. NCBI's taxonomy places the organism in Eukaryota, Metazoa, Rotifera, Eurotatoria, Adinetida, Adinetidae.
AUGGCUUCUAUUAAUAACACUUCAACAUCUACUACUCAUGAAUCCAAACCUUCAAAUUUAAAUACAUCUUCGUCAUCCAACCUGGUUGAUACAACAUUAUUAGCGAAAGCUCGUAAAGCACAUUUCGAUGAUUUACCUAGUUUCUCGAGACACAAUCCGAAAGAUGCCGAACGUUUCUUACAACAUAAUCAAUUUCUUAUUCACGUUACUGAUGACUCUGGCGCUACUAAUGAGGGAACCUCGUCAACUGAUACCCUCCGUUAG